AUGCGGAGCAAUAAGCCUACGCCAGGAGAGAUCCUCAUCAUUGGCGGUGGUGUGUUCGGCAUCAGUACCGCCGUUGCUCUCCUAGAACGUCCACGAUUCUCCAACACCAGGAUCACCAUUGUUGAUGCCUCGUCUGAGCUUCCCAACCAGUCAGCAGCAUCAUGGGAUACAAGUCGCAUGUUAAGAGCGGAUUAUGCCGAGAAGGCGUACACGAAACUCGUGUCCGAAGCGCGUCAACAGUGGACCAUUCUCGACAGCAAUGCCUGGGGUGGCGAGAGUCGUUACUGUGAAGCACCAUUACUGUUGACGGCCCAGCCUGGUGUUCUUGGCCACGUUGAUGGCUAUCUCGAAGAGAGUCUGACGAAUCUGAAGAAGCUCGCAGAGACUCGCGAGUUCGCUUUCACGCCGGAGGACAUCGAAGAACUCGGAGACAAAGACGCACUCAAAAGAGCAUCAGGACCGAUCCCAGGGGCGAGUGGGAACUCUGGUUACAUUAACCGGAACUGCGGCUGGGUGGACGCUCGCAAGUGCCUGCACUUCCUGUAUCAAAAAUUGAAACAAGCAGCCAAAGGCAGGUGCGAAAUUCAUCGCAGUACAACGGUCCGCAAACUUCUCUAUGACGGACUUGCUGGGUUUACAAUCAAUCAGGCUCGAUGUAUUGGGGCGGAGCUGAUGAAUGGGUCUCAUAUUCAGGCCGACCUGACGAUUCUUGCCGCGGGUGCGUGGAGCCCGUCGCUGGUUGACAUGGGGCCACGCGCUGUUGCCACCGGUCAGACGCUUGGUUAUCUGGCAUUGACCGAGGAGGAACAAUCAAGUGUAAACAACAUGCCCAUAUACUUCAACAUGAGCACGGGCAUGUUCAUGUUCCCCGCGCACACCCGCGAGCUCAAACUAGGCCGUCAUGGAUUUGGGUACCAGAAUCCUACUCCGGUAAUCCUCGAGGGGAAGCGCAAGCUUGUCAGUACUCCAAUAUCUCACCUGCCUGUCCCGACGGAGGCAGAGGACGCCCUCAAAGAGUUCUUGGUCGAGUUGUUCCCUCACUGGAGACAUAAAGAGUUUUCGAAGACGAAACUCUGUUGGUACUGUGACACACCGAGCGGAGACUUCCUAAUUGACUACCACCCUGAGUACGAAGGCCUGUUUCUCGCCACUGGCGAUAGCGGUCAUGGUGUCAAGGUCCUGCCUGUGAUCGGACAGAAGAUCGCGGAUUCUAUCGAGGGAAAGCUGGACCACACUCUGCAGGAGUUAUGGCGUUGGAAAGAGGACAUUCCAUCAGUGUUCCAGGGGACUAGUGAUGGGACACGCGGUGGUAGGCGCGGUAUGGUGUUUCAAGAAGAAUGGCAGCGAGUACGUGAUCCGACGGGAGUAGCAAGAGAACGCCUGUGA
Messenger RNA from Exophiala bonariae, 1386 nucleotides. RefSeq lists its product as uncharacterized. The record is from RefSeq and is a predicted model, not a curated record. Bases 1 to 1386 code for a protein of 461 amino acids. Gene Ontology annotation, molecular function: proline dehydrogenase activity; sarcosine oxidase activity; flavin adenine dinucleotide binding. The transcript has 2 exons. Lineage: Eukaryota; Fungi; Ascomycota; Eurotiomycetes; Chaetothyriales; Herpotrichiellaceae.